CCGUCAACUCGACGAUCUCCCCAAAAAGACGACCUCUUUUUGCCAACGACGACCGACGAUAGCCAUCAUCGUCCAUCCACCUGUCAUCCAUCCCACGGUUCUGCAACGGCUGCCCGUUUGACGGGACUAUCCAGACGCGACGACAACGGGCUUUUGUUUGGCUGCGCCCACAGCAAAAGAGACUGGACGGACGAGACGAGGCACACGAACGCCCCGAGGCCAUCCCCAUCCCCAUCCACGUACUAGACCAACCCAGCGACGAGCCCUUUUUGAGGCCACCCCAAACGGCGAUUUAGAAAUCACCCACGACCGGCUGCAUCUCCCCAGCGGCUUUAUUUUAUUUCGUUUAUUUUAACGACCCAUCAGUCCAGAGAGCAAGCCCAUCGCGCGUUAGAACCGCUGCGCCCUCUCUUAGUUUUUUUCCCUCUCGCGUUGGUUCUCAAGCCAUUUGCCCGCAUUGAUUAUCUCUCAAUUUCCCAAGUGCAUAUUGUCUAGUGUAUCAUCGUCUGUCGUACUGCUUUCUUUUUCCUACUCGAGGGCCGCAUCAUUUUGCGCAUCGGCCUGCUUCUAGCACGCCCUCCCUUUCUCUUCUCCCGCGAUUUCUUUGACGCGCAGCCUUUCUCGGCUUAUUCAUUCGAUAUACACGAACCGUCCCUCCCACGGGGAGCAUCUAUAAGAUGGCUGACCAACACGAGGUCGAUCUCGAUUCUAUAAUUGACCGGUUGCUCGAGGUCCGAGGCAGCCGGCCCGGAAAGCAGGUCCAGCUUCUUGAGACUGAGAUUCGCUUCCUGUGCACUAAGGCUCGCGAGAUUUUCAUUUCUCAGCCCAUUCUCCUGGAGCUAGAGGCUCCCAUCAAGAUCUGCGGUGAUAUCCACGGCCAGUACUAUGAUCUUCUGCGUUUGUUCGAGUAUGGCGGCUUCCCCCCCGAGGCCAACUACCUCUUCCUAGGCGACUACGUCGAUCGUGGCAAGCAGUCCCUCGAGACCAUCUGCCUGCUCCUCGCCUACAAGAUCAAGUACCCCGAGAACUUCUUCAUUCUCCGUGGCAACCACGAGUGCGCCUCCAUCAACCGUAUCUACGGCUUCUACGAUGAGUGCAAGCGACGCUACAACAUCAAGCUUUGGAAGACAUUCACCGACUGCUUCAACUGCUUACCCAUCGCCGCCAUCAUUGACGAGAAGAUUUUCACCAUGCACGGAGGUCUCAGUCCCGAUCUGAACUCGAUGGAGCAGAUUCGUCGCGUCAUGCGCCCCACUGAUAUUCCCGAUUGUGGACUGCUGUGUGAUCUUCUGUGGUCCGAUCCCGACAAGGAUAUUACCGGCUGGAGCGAAAACGACCGUGGUGUGUCCUUCACCUUUGGUCCGGACGUGGUGUCUCGUUUCCUACAAAAGCACGACAUGGACCUUAUCUGCCGUGCUCACCAGGUUGUGGAAGAUGGCUAUGAAUUCUUCUCCAAGCGUCAACUCGUCACCCUGUUUAGUGCACCCAACUACUGUGGCGAAUUCGACAACGCAGGUGCCAUGAUGAGCGUAGAUGAGAGCUUGCUCUGCUCGUUCCAGAUUCUUAAGCCUGCUGAGAAGAAACAAAAGUUCGGACGGCGUUAAAUCAGCGGGAUGACCUUGCUCGGUCUCCCUGGGCCGAGCACGAUGCAUCUCGACGACUCAACACCGCCGACUUUUCUUUUUGACUCUCCGACUCUCUUCAUACUCUGCAACCUCUUACGUCGCACCGUCGCUGGGCCCUGGUGGCGAGAACGGGUUGCUUGGAGAACUACACGCCGAGCCCUUCCUGCAUUAAUGUACCGACUCGGCGGUUAGCUCGCAUCGCCUCUAAUGUCCCAACAUGCAAACUUCGUCACGACAAAUGGCUGUUUCUUAGCUUCACAGAUCAAAUCAUUCACAGAAAAAAAUACAUCAUGAUGUCACUUUAAACUUUGCUGUCCAGUACCUUUAGGAACCUUUAUUUGAGG
Trichoderma virens Gv29-8 is the source of this 1969-nucleotide messenger RNA. RefSeq lists its product as uncharacterized. Gene Ontology annotation, molecular function: protein serine/threonine phosphatase activity. The transcript has 6 exons. Bases 678 to 1604 code for a protein of 308 amino acids. Gene Ontology annotation, cellular component: cytoplasm; nucleus. The record is from RefSeq and is a predicted model, not a curated record. Lineage: Eukaryota; Fungi; Ascomycota; Sordariomycetes; Hypocreales; Hypocreaceae.